This is a messenger RNA of Bactrocera neohumeralis, 2305 nucleotides long. RefSeq lists its product as uncharacterized. Gene Ontology annotation, biological process: regulation of synaptic transmission, cholinergic; sleep; positive regulation of voltage-gated potassium channel activity. NCBI's taxonomy places the organism in Eukaryota, Metazoa, Arthropoda, Insecta, Diptera, Tephritidae. The record is from RefSeq and is a predicted model, not a curated record. Bases 310 to 864 code for a protein of 184 amino acids. The transcript is spliced from 5 exons.
CGUAUUUCUAUCCCAUUUAAGUGAGGAAUGCUAAACAUAUGAAAAGUGUGUUUGUAGGAUGAAUUGACGAUAAUUUGGUUUACAAUUCGGUUUAAGUUUUUUUUUUUAAACAUAAUAAACAUCAGAACGGACAUUAAAUAUUACUACUGCGCACUAAAAAUGCACCAUCUUAAUGGAACCAAAAUUUGAUCACAUGAACAUCCAAUUCAGGCACGCAAAAGUCAUUAAUUAUGGCUCUAAAGCUUUCUCCAUUGGCUGUUUCAUUAUGGCCGACUUCAUUUGACUUUUUGAGGAUGUCACGACGUGUCAAUGGCGUGGAUUAUUAUCAAUCCAAACAAGGUCGGGAUUUGGUACCUCAACAAAAUACUUAUUAUACAUCUUUCAACUCUAGGAUUAUUGAUGCUGUCAAGAAUAGAUUCCAUCGCAGCGAUAAAAUGUUUCAAAUGCAGCGUUACUGUAGAAAAAAAUUAUAUACAAAAUAUAACUGUUUUGACGCCAAUGUGCACCAAAUUUGACUGGUCUGAAAAUUUUAUCAUUGAUUGCCCAUUUUCGACAAUGUGUUUAAAAACCAUUUCAACACUUCAUUUGCAAAACGAAAAACAAAACACUAUAACAAGGGGAUGCGCGCCGCAAAAAGAUACUAAACAGGUCUUUAAGAAUCGUCGAUGGCAACAAGAAUAUUCGGUACAAGAAGUGUACGAUGAAGGCUGUACAGAAUUUAAGGCAAAUCACUUGUCAGUAUCCAGUAAAAUACACUGCUAUUGCCGGGGUAAUUUAUGCAACUCAGGACCAGGAAAAAUCUUUGCUGAGCGAAUACUCGCUACAAGCCUAGCUGUACUUUUCUAUUUAUUGCGCUUAUUGUAGUAAAUAUUGUGAUAUAAAACAACUACCAUUGAACUACCUAGAAUUAGACAUUUGCAAAUUUUCAAAAAUACAAUUAGAACACAUAGAUAAUGAUAUUAUUUUUAUAUUUAAUAUAAUAACUUUAUAAAGAAGCUAUUUUAUAUAUAUGUACAUUUGGUCAGAGUGAUUUGUUUGCAGAAAGGUAUUGGAAUAGUUUUUUAUUUUGUUUAUAUACUUAUUAUAAAUAAUCGAUAAACUAAUAAAGCCAAAAAUAUUUAUUUUUAUACUCUCGCAACAAAGUUGCUAAGGAGAGUAUUAUAGUUUUGUUCACAUAAUGGUUGUUUGUAAGUCCUAAAACUAAAAGAGUCAGAUAUAGGGUUAUAUAUACCAAAGUGAUCAGGGUGACGAGUAGAGUUGAAAUCCGGAUGUCUGUCUGUCCGUCUGUCCGUCCGUCCGUCCGUGCAAGCUGUAACUUGAGUAAAAAUUGAGAUAUCAUGAAGAAACUUGGUACACGUAUUUCUUGGCUUCAUAAGAAGGUUAAGUUCGAAGAUGGGCAAAAUCGGUCCACUGCCACGCCCACAAAAUGGCGGAAACCGAAAACUUAUAAACUGUCAUAACUAAGCCAUAAAUAAAGAUAUUAAAGUGAAAUUUGGCACAAAGGAUCGUAUUAGGGAGGGGCAUAUUUGGAGGUAAUUUUUUUGGAAAAGUGGGCGUGGCCCCGCCCCCUACUAAGUUUUUUGUACAUAUAUCGGAAACUACUAUAGCUAUGUCAACCAAACUCUAUAGAGUCGUUUCCUUCAAUCAUUUCCAUAUACAGUUUAAAAAUGGAAGAAAUCGAAUAACAACUACGCCCACCUCCCAUACAAAGGUUAUGUUGAAAAUCACUAAAAGUGCGUUAACCGACUAACAAAAAACGUCAGAAACACUAAAUUUUACGGAAGAAAUGGUAUAAGUAAGCUGCACCCAGGCUUUUUUUUAAGUUGAAAGUGGGCGUGGCGCCGCCCACUUAUAGACCAAAAACCAUAUCUCAGGAACUACUGGACCGAUUUCAAUGAAAUUCGGUAUAUAAUAUUUUCUUAACACCCUGAUGACAUGUACGAAAUAUGGGUGAAAUCGGUUCACAACCACGCCUUCUUCCAAUAUAACGCUAUUUUGAAUUCCAUCUGAUGCCUUCUAUGUAUAAUAUGUAUAUACAUUAGGAAAUGAAAAUACUAUUCAAUGCUCAAAGUACACAAAUUGAUCUAAUCUAAUUAAUUUUACAGCAAAAUAAAGAAAUAUGUAUAUUAUUAUCACUUCAUCAUGCGAGAGUAUAAAAUGUUCGGUGACACCCGAACUUAGCCCUACCUUACUUGUUAUAAUAAAAUUUAGACCAAUAGAUAAUUAUUUAACACCUCAACAUCGUCAGAUAAAUUGAUACCGAUUUUAAAUUUCAAUAAAAUGAUAUCCAUUUCUUUAUGCUUCA